AUGACGGGCGCGUUUGAAUAUGUGAUGAAGCUCGGAGAAAUCUCGGCUGCCCUCAAACAGAUCAAACACGACGUCAAUCUCCUAAAGAUUGAUGUUAAUUUCGAUACACCACGUGGUCCUAAAAAGAAAGACAAAAAAGACAAACUACGCGAGACCAUUCGCUAUUUAGGGCUAGUCCGCGAAAAAAAAUUAUCAACAGAGCUUCCUACAUACGUUAGCUCUAACUUACGGGUACCUAACAACGACUCUAUUCUUAAAUUUAACUUCAAUGAAAUGAAAAACGACAUAUGCAAUAUGCUGCACAAUCAGCAACUCUAUCUAUGCAGCAUGCUGAACGCAGCCCCUCGAGUUCAUAAAAGUGAACUUAAUACCAACAACACCGACGUAAACAAUGUUAAAAGCUACUCGGUAGCAGCAGGACAAAAACACGCCUCGUACAGCUCGGAUGCAUCAUCUCCCAAGAUCGUUCAUCCAGCUUCGUCCGUAAUCAACACACCACCAUCUGAUGAAACCUCGAAGCAGGGAACCCAAUCGCUGUGGCCACGAAGGCUCUUGGAGCACUGUUACUUCAAAAAAAAGAGAAAAUACACUCCAAUUACUGUAGGUUCCAAAGAACCUGAGUCCUUCAAAUUAUCUGCAGCUCCUUUGCCUCCCAAAAAAAUUGUUUUUGGGGUAGGUAAAUUGAAAAGCUGCGUCAAAGAAGAGAUCCUUGAACAUCUGGAAACUAUUGGACUGACCGCUGCAGAAUGCGUACCAGUCUUUAAAUUCUCUCCCACUCGUCCUCAACCUUCAACCAGUGAUCCAUCAACAAAAUUCCGCAUAACUAUUUUUAAACAUCAGGAAAUGAUUUUUACCAAUCCUGAAAAUUGGCCUAUCGGCGUGGAAAUUCACCCCUGGUUGUUUCAUGCUCGACCACAGCAUUUGAUAAAACCCACUACAACUUCACUACCAAAUCAUUAUCCUGUCGACCUACCAAAUGUAAAUACACCAUUGCUGGUCAACUCACAUCAGCAUGUAGAAAACACAGUUGAGGUAGCUUCCAUUUUAACUUCUUUAAGUCGAGCCAGUCACAAUGGGCCCUUCUCAGCUGAUGAUCAACACUUUAACGCAUACAACACCCACAUCGACCCCACAAAGAACCUCCUAGAUUCAUUCACCAGACAGUCAUCCUACUACACCACAAGAGAUCUACUCAACAUUCUAGAAGCCAAGUACAUCAACAAUCAUGAUCACCCUCUACCUCUACUACACAUAAACAGCAGAAAGACAUGGCUGAAUGACGAAACCGCUAAACUAGUUCGUAUGAAUGAUUACAAUUUUGUUUUUAAAAAUAGGUCUGACAGAAUAGGUGGUGGAGUCGGAAUCUUCAUCAGAUCAGGCAUUGAAUUUUCUAUGAUAAACAAUUUGCUUCUGAACGGCACCAUUAUUGACCUUCUUGGUGUCAAUUUAAAAUUAAAAAUUAAACAACACACACGUAAAUAUUUUAGCAGUAUAUAA
Helobdella robusta is the source of this 1497-nucleotide messenger RNA. RefSeq lists its product as hypothetical. The record is from RefSeq and is a predicted model, not a curated record. Lineage: Eukaryota; Metazoa; Annelida; Clitellata; Rhynchobdellida; Glossiphoniidae. The coding region runs from base 1 to 1497 and encodes 498 amino acids. The transcript is spliced from 5 exons.